GCGCCCCUUUCACGGCUUCCGGCGGGCGGUUCCGGCGCGUGCCCGGGGCGGCGGCGCGCGCGGCAGGGAACCGUUGGGGUUUGCAUUGGCCCUAGUGGACGCGGCUGUGGACACCAUGCAGCUGACCGUGAAGGCGCUCCAGGGCCGGGAGUGCAGCCUACAGGUGCCGGAGGACGAGCUAGUGUCUACACUGAAGCACCUGGUCUCGGAUAAGCUGAACGUCCCUGUGCGCCAGCAACGUCUGCUGUUCAAGGGCAAGGCCCUAGCAGAUGAGAAACGACUGUCAGAUUACAACAUCGGGCCCAAUUCUAAGCUCAACCUAGUCGUUAAACCUUUGGAGAAGGUGCUACUAGAAGAAGGGUCUGCCCACAGACUGGUCGACUCCCCACCCCUACCCCUCUGGCAGCUGAUCUCCAAAGUCCUGGCCCGUCACUUCAGUGUAGCAGAUGCCAGCAGGGUCCUGGAACAACUACAGAGGGAUUAUGACAGGUCCCUGAGCCGUCUAACACUGGAUGACAUCGAACGUUUGGCCAGCCGCUUUCUACACCCUGAAGUAACUGAGGCUAUGGAAAAAGGGUUCUCCAAAUAGCAUUCUGGGAUUGGGGGGAGAAAUUCUAGGUCAGGCCACAGCUGCAUGUUGCAUUAAAUGUGUUCUCAUGUCGCA
Messenger RNA from Alexandromys fortis (reed vole), 664 nucleotides. RefSeq names its product ubiquitin like 4A (gene Ubl4a). The record is from RefSeq and is a predicted model, not a curated record. The coding region runs from base 116 to 589 and encodes 157 amino acids. Gene Ontology annotation, biological process: tail-anchored membrane protein insertion into ER membrane; post-translational protein targeting to endoplasmic reticulum membrane. NCBI's taxonomy places the organism in Eukaryota, Metazoa, Chordata, Mammalia, Rodentia, Cricetidae. Gene Ontology annotation, molecular function: protein-folding chaperone binding. The transcript has 4 exons. Gene Ontology annotation, cellular component: BAT3 complex.